Messenger RNA from Colletes gigas, 3919 nucleotides. It is a transcript of the gene sina, whose product is annotated as E3 ubiquitin-protein ligase SIAH1. The transcript has 5 exons. NCBI's taxonomy places the organism in Eukaryota, Metazoa, Arthropoda, Insecta, Hymenoptera, Colletidae. Gene Ontology annotation, cellular component: cytoplasm. The record is from RefSeq and is a predicted model, not a curated record. Bases 1459 to 2298 code for a protein of 279 amino acids. Gene Ontology annotation, molecular function: zinc ion binding; ubiquitin protein ligase activity; ubiquitin conjugating enzyme binding. Gene Ontology annotation, biological process: multicellular organism development; proteasome-mediated ubiquitin-dependent protein catabolic process.
UUGGGCAGAUCACGUAUUCUCAUGUAAAUAUUACACAUAUAGUAUCAGAGUGUAAAAAUAAAUAAUAGAACGUAAUCGUUGGUGGAAACGAGUUUGAAAACGUUCGAGCGGGCGAGUGUAGAUUCAUUAAAAUGCGGCUGAAGGUUCGUUAAUGGCAGUUGCAUGGGUGUAAAUGAACGGACAGACAGACAGCUGCAGUGUCAUCAUUUCGUUGUGUGUCGUAUUGUACAGAACGAAGCUUAUAGUGUCGGAAGUUCGAAAAGGAGCAACCUGCUACUAUGUCUCAGCGAAAAUUGAUAAAAGUUACGUCGCGAUUAAUGUUGCCUCUUUGGCCAAGAGAAUUCGCGAUGUAGCCUCUUCCAUAGUCGAUUUUCAUCGCGUUCGCGUUUAUUCAUCAUCGAUGUACCGAGAAUUAUCGGAAACAUUUCGUGCAACAUUUCCGAAACCAAGUCGCAUGAAAUCUCCUGUUCUUGUUGUUCCUGUAACAACAUUUAUUUAUUGUCGUGACACCCUUUGUCGUUGCACACGACGUUUUCAUUCUCGUUUAGUGUCUCCGUUGUCAUCGUUCUCAAGUGCCUUUUAUCUCCCUCUCUCACACUCUUGACUCACUAUUUUCCGAUCUUAAUCGCGCGAAAACCAGUGUAUGCAUCGAAUGACAUACUAAUACAUAUGUCAGUACAAAUUCCGGUAAGUGUAUAAAUGUACAUUCUUCUCGAAGAUAUAAACUUGUACGCUCUCCUUGUGUUUGUUAUACGUAAUACUUAUCGAGGAUCGUUCACUUUCUUGUUUCUCGCGUAUUGUUUAUUUGUGACCGCUGAUUCGUCGCAACUCGUGACUAGCGACUCGCUUCACGACCCUAUUCCGCAAGAAGAUUUCUAUCGUUUGCUGUAUUUAUCCAGAUAAAUAAUCCUUUGGCGCGAUAUCGUAUAAAAAUUCGUUAAAUUCGUUCGCGAAAAAUUUUUUAAACGAUUUCUUGUGAAAAUUCGUCGAACGGGACGAUGAUAAUUGACGCGCAAGCGAUAAAUGGUCGUGUAAUCGAUACAAUGUAAUUUCCGUUACUUGUUCCAUUUCGUUCGUACAAAAUUAUAAACAAGACUUUUUUUCCGUGAAGUUUUGUAAAGAAUUGAGGGAAAAACCAUUUGGAUUUCCAAUGAAGUGUAUAUUCUUGUGUAACAGCGGGAGCGUUCAAUGUUUAGCUUAUUUAAUCAUUGUGUUUAUUUAAUCACUCAAUUUGAAUAAUAUGUAUGUGAUGUAUACUUGAUUGUAUAGGCUAACAAUCCGGUUUUUGCAUAAAAUUAUUCAGAUAAAUGGAAAUUGACUGUAAAAAGAGUGUGGAUAUGAGGUGGAUGAUUCAUUCCAGAAUGCAUCGCAUUUACUAAACAUUUUGAACAUAAAAGGACAUCCUUGUUGGCCCAACGGUGAACAGUUCUUGUUUGGUACAUAGAAUAGAAGGAAAAGAUGUCCCAAUUAAGUAUUAGUACAGGAAAGAGAGGGAGGAGUGUUGCAAGCUCCUCUGCAUCCACGGUAUCGUCUUUGAGCAGUUCAACUGACUUGGCAAGCCUAUUCGAAUGUCCAGUCUGUUUCGAUUACGUUCUUCCACCGAUCCUACAGUGUCAAAGUGGACAUCUUGUUUGUAGCACUUGUCGACCAAAGCUUAAUUGCUGUCCUACCUGUAGAGGUCCAUUAGGUAAUAUCCGCAACCUGGCUAUGGAAAAAGUGGCAGGUAAUGUAAUGUUUCCUUGCAAGUAUUCAACAAGUGGAUGCACAGUCUCUUUAGUACAUACUGAAAAGGCAGAUCACGAAGAUGCGUGUGAAUUCCGUCCAUACAGUUGUCCUUGUCCAGGUGCUUCUUGUAAAUGGCAAGGAUCUCUUGAACAAGUAAUGCAGCAUCUUGUUAUCAGUCAUAAAAGUAUCACAACUCUUCAAGGGGAAGACAUUGUUUUUUUAGCAACCGAUAUUAAUCUUCCUGGUGCAGUGGACUGGGUGAUGAUGCAGUCCUGUUUUGGUCAUCAUUUUAUGCUAGUGCUUGAAAAGCAAGAAAAAUAUGAUGGACAUCAACAAUUUUUUGCAAUUGUUCAACUUAUUGGCUCAAGGAAACAAGCAGAAAACUUUGCUUACAGACUAGAAUUGAAUGGACAUAAAAGGCGUUUGACGUGGGAAGCCAUGCCGCGAUCCAUUCACGAAGGUGUUUCAUCUGCAAUCUUAAAUUCAGACUGCCUUGUAUUUGACACCUCUAUUGCGCAGUUAUUUGCCGAUAAUGGAAAUUUAGGAAUAAAUGUUACAAUUUCCAUGGCAUGAGGAAAGCUGGAAAAAGCAGUGUGAAAUCUUUUAAACGUAUCGAGCAGUCUUUGGAUCAUAAUUUCAUCUUCAUAUUGAGGAUUGCCCGUUAUGUACAUAUAGCAUUUUUUUACGUUACCACAGAUAAAUAUUAGCAAUAUGGAUGUUAGGGAAUGUUUGGAAUGUGUUGAUAAGGCACAGUAAUCAAACGCUCAGUUACAGGACCUCUCUUUAGAAGCUUUAAAGUGUACUUGUAUGUGAUAUUAACACUACAACAUAAAUACAAUAAACGACCUUUCUGUAUACUUACGUUGACUUUAAAGCUUUGGCACUGGGUAAAGCAUCAAUUCCAAAAAGUACCUGACGCCUAUUGCGCAUUGACAUCACGUUCUUUUAGUCAUUUCUUACUAAACCAGUUUUUAUCAAAAUAAUUUUUUUUAAAUUUUUGAUGCUUUUUAACACAAAGUACACACUCUUUGUACAAUUCGUUUAUGUAUAAUAUGAGAAUGCAAACAGAAACCUGAAGCACAUACUUGAAGAAGUCCUCCAUAUACGUAAAUUCUUUACUGUAUAAUAAUUGAAUUGAACGCGUUAAGUACACAUCUGUCAUUAUUUAUUUUCAUUUAGAAACUUCAUACGCCCGCAUAUUUAUUAUCAUCAUCUAAUUUUUUAAUUAGGCUUCAUUUGUAAUAAAUUCAGUUUUUGUUACAAAUUUAGCGACAUAUUAGAUUUGUUUCGUACCACGAUAGAUUGUAUCCGAGUUUCUCGUAAUCGACGAUAUUGCAAAUUGUAUAUUUUUUAACUUCUGUAUAUUACCACAAAACAAUUUGCACUAUUUUUCAACAACAUUAUUACGAAGCUAAAAAUCUCAAAUUGAAUAAGAAAGCAUAUCAAAUCAAAAGCUAGUAGUAAGUUUAUAAACGCAAUGUCAAGGGUUUAUAAUUACUGCAAUAUGCUUAAAAAUGUUGAAAGAAAAACUUACAAUUUCGUCAUUAAAAAUGUUAUUUUCUUUCUUUUUUUUUUUUCUUAAUACGUAAAAUCAUACUGUUCUAUAAAUUUUAGUUUUGCAGAGAAAAAAAAUAUUAAAGUACAUGUAUCAGCAAUACACACGGGAACACGAAAGUAGUUGGUAUACGAUAAGCAAAUGAAAAAUAAUAGAAAUAAAUCGCGCAGUCUCAUCCUUUUUUUACUCAUUCUGAAAUAGACGAACGUAAUGUAAGGAGAAGUGUUACAAUUUUAAGAAUAUAGAACCAUUAAAUUGUUGCAAAGUAGUUUUAUAAAUAAUCACUGACAUUGUACAUAACUUUUAAUUUAUCGUUCUUAUAAAAUUUUUCAGUACCGUAUAAUUUAAACUUUUAUCAAAGAGUAUGAUUUAGUAUAAUUUAUAUUCAGAAGUUGGUUUUAAAGAAAUGCGUAAUAAAAUAUAGACGUAAGAGAUCAUAAAUGUUCACGCGAAACUUAAUUUAUUGCAACGUUAUGACAGAUGCUAGACUAAGCUGACUAAUAACGAUACGUUUGAAUAGAAUUGAAACUAUAUGAGCUUGACCUUGAUGUAAUUUGAAAUUCUAAACUAAACGAAGUACGAAAGAGGAUGAUCGUGCGAAGAUUUCCAACAAAUUCAAUUUUACGACGAGAACGAUGU